Molecule: messenger RNA, 2026 nt
Organism: Gadus macrocephalus (Pacific cod)
Lineage: Eukaryota; Metazoa; Chordata; Actinopteri; Gadiformes; Gadidae
Gene: gba1
Product: glucosylceramidase beta 1
Exons: 11
Coding region: 320-1879 (519 amino acids)
Biological process (GO): glucosylceramide catabolic process
Molecular function (GO): glucosylceramidase activity
Source: RefSeq, a predicted model, not a curated record
AUCACGUGUCGUUACUGGAGAUCACCUGAUCGGAUUCUCCACCUCCAGCACAACUCUGGCAAAAACAAAUCAAGAGAAACCAACGAGAGAAACUCCCAAAAGCAUGUGAAUGUAUGCGUUCAAUGUAAUUGAAGGGCAAGUCUCGAAUUUUAGUGGGCAGGUUGGACCUCUGUUGGAGGAUGAAACGUGUGAGUCUGCAACAAGAUCGUCUGCACUUCAUUGGAUAACUGAGCUGACGCAGGAAGAGAUGUGAACUCAGUUCUACUUUAUAGUCAGACUGUAAUUAGGAGCUCACUGCGAACCCUUCGUUGUAGACACAAUGUCUCUGUUAGAAAGAGACAUUUUGGUUAUGGUACUCAUGACCGCAUUUACGCUUUCCUCAGGAGAUAAUAAGUGUCUGCCCCGAGACUUUGGCCAUGGCUCUGUGGUGUGCGAGUGUAAUUCCACAUACUGUGACAGCGUGGGGCCGUUGAUUGUGCCCUCACUGGGCCAGUUCACCGCCUACCUGAGCAGCAAGGCGGGCAGCAGGCUGGAACAGGUCCAUGGCCAAGUCAUCAAGAAUAGCACUGCAGUGGGUCUCCGGCUAACUAUCGUUCCUUUCCAGAAGUAUCAGGAGGUCCGGGGCUUUGGAGGGGCCAUGACGGAUGCCGCUGCUGUGAACAUUCUGUCCCUCUCCCCCGCCACCCAGGACCAGCUCCUGCGCCAGUACUUCUCCCCUGACGGUAUUGGCUACAGUGUUGUGCGGGUGCCCAUGGCCAGCUGUGACUUCUCCCUCCGUCUGUACACGUACGCAGACACACCUGGAGACUACGGUCUGGAGAACUUCACUCUAGCCCCAGAAGAUACCAACAUGAAGAUCCCCCUGCUGCAGCGGGCUCAGGCCAUGUCCCCCAAGCCCCUGGCCCUGCUGGCCAGCGCCUGGAGCGCCCCCGCCUGGCUGAAGACCAACGGUGCUCUGACGGGGAAGGGGUCCCUCAAAGGGCAGCCGGGGGGCAAGGAGCACAAGACCUGGGCUCAGUACUACGUUAGGUUCCUGGAGGAGUAUGCUAAGCACAAUCUGUCGUUUUGGGCCUUGACCACUGGGAAUGAGCCCUCUGCUGGACAAAUGACAAACUACAGUUUCCAGGCCAUGGGCUUCACGGCGGAGGAGCAGAGAGACUGGGUGGCUAUGGACCUGGGCCCUGCUGUCAUGGCUUCCAUUCACCCCCACACACACAUCCUCAUUCUGGACGACAACCGGCUGUUGCUGCCCCACUGGGCUAAAGUGGUCCUCAGUGACGUUGAGGCAGGGCGCUACAUACACGGCGUGGCGGUCCACUGGUACCUGGACAGCCUCGUCCCCGCAGAGAUAAGCCUGGGCACCACCCACCACCUCUUCCCAGAGUACUACCUGUUCGGCACGGAGGCCUGCGCCGGCUGGAGCCCGGUGGACAGAGGGGUGAAGCUGGGCAGCUGGGAGAGGGCGGAGCAGUAUGCCGCUAGCAUCCUCCAGGACCUUAACCACUAUGUGGUCGGCUGGACCGACUGGAACCUUGCCUUGGACCCGGGCGGUGGACCAAACUGGGUCAAUAACUUUGUGGACAGUCCCAUCAUAGUGAACCAAAAACAAGAUGUGUUCUACAAGCAGCCGUCCUUCUACAGUAUGGCUCACUUCAGUAAGUUCCUGCUCAAGGGGUCUCGCAGAGUAGGCUUGUCCGCCAGUAAAGAGACCACCCUUGAGUUCUCGGCCUUCAUCAGACCAGAUGGCUCUGUGGUGCUGAUCAUACUGAACCGGUCAGCAUUGGAGGUCCAGUUUGAGGUGUGGGACCAUUCGGUGGGCUUCAUUCCCUCUACAGCGCCCCCUAGAUCUCUGCUGACGCUCGCCUGGAACACACACUGACAUGACACCCACACAAACACAACCUGAUGAACACACAUUGACAUGACUACCAUGCAAACAAAACCUGAUACACACAAAACACACACACUGACAAGACACCCCCACAAACACAACCUGAUGUACACACAAUAAACACACUGACAAGCC